Messenger RNA from Pochonia chlamydosporia 170, 885 nucleotides. RefSeq lists its product as hypothetical. Gene Ontology annotation, biological process: mycotoxin biosynthetic process. The record is from RefSeq and is a predicted model, not a curated record. Lineage: Eukaryota; Fungi; Ascomycota; Sordariomycetes; Hypocreales; Clavicipitaceae. The transcript has 3 exons. Bases 1 to 885 code for a protein of 294 amino acids.
AUGUUGCAACAUUCAGACCAAAAGGUCAAAGAUCGAGGGCAUUAUGUACCUUUGGAAGAAGCCCUUGAGGCCUCCGAAGACAAUGUUUCUCGGGACACUAGAGUCAUUAGAAGAUGUUCAAUUCUUUCCUCGUGGAAAGUGAUGCUCUGUGUUCAUGGAGCAUUGUUGACAGUGUCUGGGUUCAUGUUCAGUGCCUCCGGAGCCGCGAUGAACUUUCGUAGAGCACGAAACGCGGAGAUCAAGGCCGUGUCUUUCUAUUCUCCUGUACUUAACAAGGUAGAGCUGAGUCUGCGCGAUCAACAAGUUCGAGACACAAGAUACCCUCCUGAAGAUGAGAUGGGAGUUUACCGACAACCCCCAAGCCCUGAAGUUGAUAAUGCAUGGGACCGAAUAUCUGACGUUCAGGCCAUUCUUAUUAGUUCUGAGGAGGUCCAACGCUUGGGUAAGGACCCAGGACGAACAGUAAAGGCUCCGCAGUCUUGGGGAUACGGCGAAGAUGCACACUGGGCUGAAAUAGACGUGUUUCAUCAAAUUCACUGUCUAAAUUCCAUCAGACAAUCUUUGUAUCGCGAUUACUACGCUGGGAAGGACAAUGAUACAAAUCCAUUGGCUUGGGGUCACAUCACUCACUGCCUACAUAACCUGGUGCAAGCAUUGAUGUGCUCGGCAAGUGCUGAUGUUAUAACCUACAAUUGGGUUGAUGGAAAGCCAAAGCCAGUUCCCGAUUUUAACAUCAAUCACAAGUGUAGGGACUUUGAGAAACUUCUACAAUGGCAGAACGAACACAAGCUGCCGGAUCCAAAGUCAAAGUGGGAGGAUAUCACAAUGCCAGUGGAUUUCGUGCCCUUGGCUCCUGAUAUGUCUGGGUUAGAUGAGGAGGAGUGA